Messenger RNA from Asterias rubens (European starfish), 1662 nucleotides. Its product is annotated as cytochrome P450 3A31-like. The record is from RefSeq and is a predicted model, not a curated record. The transcript has 13 exons. Gene Ontology annotation, molecular function: oxidoreductase activity, acting on paired donors, with incorporation or reduction of molecular oxygen; heme binding; iron ion binding. Bases 89 to 1621 code for a protein of 510 amino acids. Lineage: Eukaryota; Metazoa; Echinodermata; Asteroidea; Forcipulatida; Asteriidae.
CGGCAUAACAAAAGUGAGGAAUUGCUGGCUUGACGCAGUAGGCUUUUAUUUCUUACUUGACAGGUAUCGUAUCUGGAUCGUCGCCAAUAUGCUGGGGGUUGUCUUAACAUUGUUCGGCAUCCUUGCUGCUUGGCUUGCAUGGAGCACAUACAGCCGCCGCACUUACUAUGCCAAGCUUGGGUUGAAGGGUCCGCCGCCUCUGCCCAUAUUUGGAAACAUGUUUCACUUCAGAGAUGGUGUGCACAUUGCUAUCCAGAAAUGGACAAAGGAGUACGGAAGAGUCUUUGGCAUUUUUCGUGGAAGCAAGAAAGCAAUAAUCACGAGUGAUUUGGAGUUUGUCAAGGAGGUAAUGGUGAAGAAGUUCUCAAACUUUACCGAUCGAGAGCAAUUUCCACUUCGUCCCAAAGUCAUGAAUGAAGAUCUUCUUGGUCUACAAGGUGCCAGAUGGAAGCAUAUGAGAGAGGCAGUUGCGCUUGCCUUCUCGAAGUCCAAAGUACAGCAGAUGGUGUCAAUGGUUAAUGAUUGCACCGACGCCACGUUGAAGGAUAUCGAAAGCGAGAACGAGACCAAAAACGACGAGACGAAGAAAGUUUCCCUCGACAUCAACUCUUACAUGGCAAGGUUUGGAAUGGACGUCAGUUCACUCUGUUUCUUCGCUUCCAAGCUGGGCUCACAAGAGGAAAGGUCAAUACUCAUGCACCAUUCCCGGGAAAUGUGGAAACAUUUUAAGACUGCCUACCCGCCGUGGAUUAUCACAAUGCUCUUUCCAUGGCUGGAAUCCGUCUUUCUAUACUUUGGAUGUGCCGUUCACCCGCAUGAGUCAAUCAACUUCUUUGGUGAUCUCGUCAAUGGCAUUAUGGACGUGAGAAAGAUCGAGAAAAACUCAACGAAAUACAAAGAUUUCCUGCAACUCAUGGUGAACUCCCACAAGGAUCCUGAAGCAGAAAACAAGUCGAAUGGCCACCUGAUUCAACGAGCUUCCCUGACAAAAACCGAGAUCUUCUCAAUGUGCAUGAGUUUCUUCACAGGCAACCUUGAGACCAGUCCGGCUACAUUAUCCUACUGCUUCUACCUUCUCGCCCUUCAUCCAGAAAUCCAAGAGCGAGUCAUUCAAGAAAUCGAUGAGGUCAUGAACUCGUCAGAUAUCACCCUUGAGAAAACCAGUCAGUUGGUCUACACUGACAUGGUGAUCCGUGAGACCCUUCGAUUGUACCCGACAGUUGCUUCGCUCAACCGUAUCUGCAAGGAGGACUGUGUAAUCCAGGGAGUUACAGUUCCAAAGGGAGUCACAGUUGAGAUUGCUGUUCAUGCGAUCCAGAACGAUCCGGAAUAUUGGCCGGAUCCAGAGAAAUUCGACCCCGAGAGGUUCGCUCCGGAGAAGAGGGACCAAAUCCACCCCUCUGCCUGGCUUGCUUUUGGCCAGGGACCCCGGAUGUGCAUCGGGUACCGGUUCGCCAUGAUGGAAAUAUUCGUUGUCCUCACACGUGUAUUUCAAAUUUACCGCGUGGAGGUAUCCGGACAAACUGAGAUUCCACCGAAGCGAGGAACUCGUGGUCUCCUGACACCUGAGAACGGCAUCAACAUCCGCCUCGUUCCCAGGAAAGAUGUGACAGUCAAUUAAAUAUCAAACCCUCAUUUCAGCUGACGGUAUAUCAGACCACA